This is a messenger RNA of Drosophila kikkawai, 1152 nucleotides long. RefSeq lists its product as uncharacterized. NCBI's taxonomy places the organism in Eukaryota, Metazoa, Arthropoda, Insecta, Diptera, Drosophilidae. The record is from RefSeq and is a predicted model, not a curated record.
AUGUUCGAGACCACGCUGACCCUGCCGCGCACCAGUGUGCUCACGGAAUCACCACUGGGCAGCGCCGGCACUGGCGGGGCCGGGCCCUCCACAUCGACGGCAGCGGUCGCCGUUCAGACGACCAAACGCCGACGAAGACGGCGUAAUAAAAGGCGCCGCAAGUCCUCACUGUCCAGCAGCACUGAUGCCCCCUCCUCCCGCACCUAUGAUCCCGUAAUGACGGGCAGCAGUCUCCGUUCAGCGGCCGCUGCGGUGGCAGCUUCGGUCAGUGUGGGCACAGGGCCAGUGCGUCGGGGGCGGCAUCGCAGCAGUGGCGGCGGGGUCAGCUCAUCUUCGCGGUCUGCACAGGGAACACAAGCAGCAGCAGCAGCAGUGGCGUCGGCGGCAGCAGCAGCAGCAAGGGCGGGGGAGGAAGAGGAGGCGACGGGGCAAGAGGAAGCUGAAGCGGAGGCGGCAGAGCAAGAGGAAUUAGAGGCGGGAACGAUGAGUGAUGGCAGCAGUGCGUCCAUGUUCGGGGAUCCGCAGGACUUCUUCGAGACGCUCGACUAAAUCUAGAUUAUUUACAAUUCGUAGUAGGUUAAAUUUUGUUGUUACUUUCCCCGCGUUCUCAUUUAUUUCAAACACAAUGCCCUUCUUUUAAUUGUUCGAGCGAGAAAUAUGCUAAAGUGCGCCACGGUGAUGAUGAUUUUGGCGUGAUUUUUAAUAUCUUUUAACAUAUAAACCACACAUAUUUUAUAUAGUCUCUCUCUAAGCAUAAAGUGUGUAAUAUUAUGAUGUAUCCUUCCGCAACUUCUCUUCUCCACGCCCCAAAAUAUAAUCUAGAAAGCGAACUAGUUAAGUGUUCAUCCAUCUAAUUAGCACGUUGGAAUAUAGGAAACCCAUAGUUGAUUGGUAUAAACAUAAACGUAGUAGACUCUCCUCCGAUUUCCAGUGUUUUCUCUGCGAUUUUCUCAUCAUCUUUGUGGCAAGGCUAAGCGCGCGAGCAAGUGAAACAUUUCAAGUGUAAUAUUUUCUCUAUAGGGUUUAAGCAUAUUAAAUUUACUCUAUAAAUAUAUAUAAUGUAUACACAGAUCAGGCAAGGCAAGCGCAGAUAUACCAUUCAACUGGAUAAUCGUUUAAAUAUAUAUUGUAUGGAUGUGUAUUUCAUGAAAA